Molecule: messenger RNA, 1496 nt
Organism: Limanda limanda (common dab)
Lineage: Eukaryota; Metazoa; Chordata; Actinopteri; Pleuronectiformes; Pleuronectidae
Product: zinc finger protein 33B-like
Exons: 5
Coding region: 8-1024 (338 amino acids)
Biological process (GO): regulation of DNA-templated transcription
Molecular function (GO): RNA polymerase II cis-regulatory region sequence-specific DNA binding; DNA-binding transcription factor activity, RNA polymerase II-specific
Source: RefSeq, a predicted model, not a curated record
CCUGCGCAUGCGCGGCUUCAUUUCUGUGGACGCCUUGAACGCUCCAUGUGGCCGGGACGUGUGUGAAAGCAUCGGCAUGGAAAUGUUGAAGAUCGAGCAGGUUAUCGUUGGAGGCGAGAAGAAGUCCACCCAGGCGGAGAUGAAGCCGGGGCCCGUGGUCACUCCUCUGCAGUCCUAUCAGCAUGAGAGCCUGCAGUGCUUCCAGUGCUUCAUCACCUUCUCAGACGUCAAAACCAAGGAGAGACACAUGAGGAAGAGCCACCGGGACAUGUACAAGAUGCAGCUGCAGCAGUCCAAUACGCUCUUUACUUGUUACAAGUGUGACAAGUCCUUCUCCUCCUCUGAGGAGCUCAGCCUCCACCAGACCUCCCACGACACAGGAGAGAAGCCCUUCCUCUGCACUUACUGUCAGAAAACCUUCUACACUUUCACUGAGCUGAACAAACACAAACGACGGGAAUGCAUAGAACGACGGUGUCCGUGCAGCGACUGUGGCGCCCUGUUCCCUAGUCCUUCUCGACUUCGCAACCAUCGCGUUUCUGUGCACCCCCAGAGCCCAGCGACGGCCGAUGACGUCAACACCUACCAGUGCUGUAAAUGUGGUCAUGGUUUCCAGACAGAAGAAAAGCUCUUGCAGCACCAGGAGAAAUUUGCUAAUGAUCUAAACUGUGACACUAAGGUGCAAGGUAAAAAGCGUGGCCGUAAACCCAGGGACACAAGUCAUGGAGCCGACGGCAAGAAGAUCAAACAAGAUCAGGAAGCAGAUGACUCUCCGACAGAGGGGUGCUACUCCAACGAGCUGCAACCGGAGCUCGAGAUCCCUUGUCCCGAAGCAAAUUGUGACCUCAUAUUUCCUUCUGUUGCAGCCCUGAGGGCACACAAGAAGGAGGGCCAUGGGCCUCCUCUUCGCAAGACUCACGAAGGAACAGAGUGUGACGAGAGUUCCACUCAACCACACAUGACUAGGGCUCAGCGCUCUGGACACACCCACACUGAGGGCGAGAACGCAACAGAAAAGAGAUAAUAAACAUGGAGAAAAGACUGCAACCCGAUCCUACAACACUCAGUUAAAUGAUUGUCAGAAUAUUUCUUACAGUAUUCUUAACAGUAGGAAGAGGAAUUUUAUGUGGAUGUUUCACGUGGGAGAUUUUAAAAAUCAAGGUUGUACAACACGGAGGUUGUUUCAGGAAACACAUUUUUCACUUGCUUUUAGGAAGACGUACCACACUUGUGAUUAAAACUAUGUACAUGUUAUGUCUGCUCUGAAAUAUCACAAGGCCUUGCUUUCGAAUCGCUUGCUCAUUCUCCCUCAAAUAUGGAAAUAUUUUAAUUGUGAAACUGGUAAGUGACAACUACAGGAAAGAUGUAAAGAAAAUCACAAACUGAUAAAUGGGCACGUGUAUAGGGAUUCUGCAUUAUGAGACCUAAAUUAUGUAUGUGAGCCUUUUUUCUUCCCAGAAGUAAAUAAUUGUUGCAUUAAACAGUGUGACAUUUCU